Messenger RNA from Cottoperca gobio, 6868 nucleotides. RefSeq names its product solute carrier family 23 member 2 (gene slc23a2). Gene Ontology annotation, biological process: transmembrane transport. NCBI's taxonomy places the organism in Eukaryota, Metazoa, Chordata, Actinopteri, Perciformes, Bovichtidae. Gene Ontology annotation, molecular function: transmembrane transporter activity. The coding region runs from base 167 to 2395 and encodes 742 amino acids. The record is from RefSeq and is a predicted model, not a curated record. Gene Ontology annotation, cellular component: membrane. The transcript has 15 exons.
UCAACCCAGUGGCUUUAUGAAAGGCGAAAUCUCACCAUGAGCAGCAGCUGUUUAAAAACCGGUUAGUGGAAGAGAAGGAGCUCGUUUUGGAAGAACCGGGCUUGAACACGGUUCCAUCUCUUCACCAGAGUCUGUUCGGCUUGGGUUAUCCUCCAGCUACAAGUGUAUGCUAUCUGUAUCCCCCCUCCUCAUCGUGCGCUCCAACAACACAAACCACGGGGAAGAGCCAACGGACGUAACGUUAGCCGAGAAGGGAAGUGAGCUCCGGCUACUCUUUCAUCAGGCAGCAGAUGAGGCCGUCCUGGACGAUGUAAUCGGACUGAAGGAUUCAUCUGCAGCAUUCACACCUGAGCGAGACAAAGAAGGGACAGAGGAGGAGGACAUCGAAGACACAAGGAUGGGCGUGGGGAAGAAUACCACCUCUAAGUCGAUGGACAGCAGCAGUGAGGCAGGAAGAUUUGAAGAGGAGAGCAAGCAUGGUGCCGAUUUCUACCCUAUUCCGGUGGUGGUAAACGGCGUGGGCGGUGCCAGUGGAGACCAGGAUACUGAGAACACAGAGCUAAUGGCCAUCUACACAAAAGAUAAUCAAGGAGCAGAAAAGAGCUCAAUGUCUGAGACGUUGGACAGCACAGACAGUAUUGACGCACGGAGGAUGGACAUGAUCUAUACUAUUGAAGACACCCCACCCUGGUAUCUGUGUGUGUUCUUGGGCUUACAGCACUACUUGACAUGUUUCAGUGGAACUAUCGCCGUGCCGUUCCUCCUAGCUGAGGCGAUGUGCGUCGGCUUCGAUCAGUGGGCCACCAGUCAGCUCAUUGGCACCAUCUUCUUCUGUGUGGGGAUCACCACCCUGCUACAGACCACGCUGGGCUGCAGGUUGCCUUUGUUCCAGGCCAGCGCUUUCGCCUUCCUCGCACCAGCCAGAGCCAUCCUGUCACUGGACAAAUGGAAGUGUAAUAACACAGGAUUAGAGGUUCCACUAUUCAACAGCACAGAGCUCCUCAACACAGAACACAUCUGGCACCCAAGGAUACGAGAGAUCCAAGGGGCUAUCAUCGUGUCGUCUCUAGUCGAGGUGUGUAUCGGAGCGCUGGGUCUGCCCGGGCUCCUGCUGAAAUACAUCGGGCCUCUGACCAUCACCCCCACCGUGACCCUCAUCGGCCUGUCUGGAUUCCAGGCCGCGGGGGAGCGAGCUGGAAGACACUGGGGCAUUGCUAUGCUGACUAUCUUCUUGGUGCUGCUCUUCUCUCAGUAUGCCAGAGACGUCCACUUCCCUCUGCCGGUCUACAAGGCCAAGAAAGGCUGGACUUCCUACAGGCUGCAGGUCUUCAAAAUGUUUCCUAUCAUCAUGGCCAUCAUGGUGUCAUGGCUGAUGUGUUUCAUUUUCACUGUGACUGACGUUUUCCCGCCGGAAGUAGACAAGUACGGCUACCACGCCCGCACAGACGCACGUCAAGGAAUCCUCAAAGCUGCACCGUGGUUUAAGAUCCCAUACCCCUUCCAGUGGGGCAUUCCGACUGUAACACUUGCCGGUGUGAUCGGCAUGAUGAGUGCUGUUGUGGCCAGCAUCAUUGAAUCGAUCGGAGAUUACUACGCCUGCGCACGUCUCUCUUGUGCUCCACCACCUCCCAUCCACGCCAUCAAUAGGGGGAUAUUUGUAGAAGGUAUUUCCUGUGUGCUUGAUGGUCUUUUUGGGACAGGAAAUGGCUCCACCUCCUCCAGUCCAAAUAUAGGUGUCCUGGGAAUCACAAAGGUGGGCAGCAGACGUGUGAUUCAGUAUGGAGCCGCCAUGAUGCUGCUGCUGGGGCUCGUGGGUAAAUUCAGCGCCCUGUUUGCCUCUCUGCCCGACCCCGUCCUGGGAGCUCUGUUCUGCACCCUGUUUGGUAUGAUCACAGCGGUGGGACUCUCCAACCUGCAGUUUGUCGACCUUAACUCCUCCAGGAACCUCUUUGUUCUGGGUUUCUCCAUCUUCUUCGGUCUGAUGCUGCCGAGCUACCUCAAACAGAACCCACUGGUCACCGGCAUAGUUGGGGUUGACCAAGUGUUGAACGUGCUCCUCACCACUGCAAUGUUUGUCGGCGGUUCGGUCGCCUUCAUUUUGGACAAUACUAUCCCUGGUACCCCAGAAGAACGAGGCAUCAAGAAGAUGAAACGUGGCGCUGGUCUCAGUGCAGCAGAACUGGAAGGGAUGAGAUCGUAUGAUCUGCCGUUUGGAAUGGACUUUAUCCGCAGACACGACGUCUUUAAGUACUUCCCCAUCAGCCCCACCUUCCAAGGCUAUCAGUGGGGGAGGCUACGGGAAACAUGCAGGAGCAGAACGGGACAUGGGGAUGUGGUGAAGGGGGGAGGAAUGGAAGGGGAGGCAGUCACAGCACUGGGGGAGAGUGGGGUAUAGCCAACGGGCUGAUGCUGCAAAAUCUUAAAUGUGGCUAAAUCUGGGGAGCAAAGGAUGGUACACUAGAAUAAAUGGAUGGGAGAGUGGAGGACAGAAGCGAAGACAUGCAGGAUUCUGGAUUGUGUGUGUGAUGCACCCCCCUCAGUAUGUGUUUUCUUUAGCUUGUGUCAGUCUUUUUCCCACUUUCCACUAUGCUAUUUUAAGCAUGCUAUAGCAAGUCACAGCAUGCUGUAAAAGAUGUCACCAUGCAGAGGUUAAUUGGCGUGUGUGCAUGUGUGUAUGCAGCAAGAGAACGGGUUUGUGCAAUAAUUUAUUUGCACUUUAAUCCAUAAAGAGAAAAAUGGAUGUCAAACAAUCGAAGCUGAAUGUUUGAUGAUGAUCAUGUGCUAACUUGUACUGCCCAAUAUUACAAAACAUAUUCUACCGAAAACUCGGUAGAAUUGAUUAUGUCAAUCGAGGAUUAUGCAAGAUUUCUGUAAUGAAUCAUUAGCCUCUAAACUUGUUAUGCAACUACAUUAGAGACACACACGUGCUCACACACCAACAGCCUCACCAAAACUAGCUUGAGCGCUACAAUGCACGUCAGGGUCAUGCAGAUAGAAGUGGUGUGUCAGCUGCCCUUAGCCAUGCAAAUUGAUUGUGAUUUUUUUAUUUUUGCACUAUCUGCCUACUGAGUUCAAAAGCAGAAGGUCACUCUGCAGCUCGUGCCCCCAUUUCUUCAGUAAAACUCCUCAGAGACCCCUUACUCAGCACUUCCUGUCCGCUCAUCUCGCGCUAAAGAAACUCUCAUCCCCUCACAUUUUUCUGAGGUAGUCGAGCGCUAUUAUUCACAAUAUCUCCAACAUACCAUUUUACAUCUCUCUAAUGUGUCAGUAUUAUGCAAGUUACUAGCAAGACUAAACGCACCCUAAACUUGUUUUACUCAAUUAUGGAACAACAUUUAUUUUUUAUUUAGUAACGUUAAUUUGCUUAUUUUAUGUCCUCUUUAACACAGGAAGGCACACACAAAACAAAACAAACUUUUUAAAAUAAUAAUAACACCUCUGCUGCCGUGAUGUCAGCAGUUACAUUAAUGGCACACAGUAACAGACAUGUUGCCUUGUCAGAGGCACCUGUGAACAUAAACACUCGUAUUAUUACUAAAGAAUAUAAAAUACUUUGGAUCUUCUCUCACAGGUGUGCUCUGCUUUUAGCAGUAAAGUUAAUGUAGGACUUGCACAUAAAUGAUGCACCCCUGGCACUAUCCAAACCCACUUUACAUCAGUACAUUCAGUUAGCCUGUACAUAAUUGUACCAGUGGUUUUGUUUGCAUAUGGAGAAUUUAAAUGUAAUAAGAGGGCUUAGAGAGAGUUUAUUUAUUUUUCUUCUCUGGAUUGACUCACAGAUGAUGCAGAUGUCAUUAACAGUUUUAACUUAUUUAAGAAUGUUGAUUAAUUCCCUUACAUUCCUCCUCCUCCCAUCCUCGGCCUCCCACUCUUAUCUCACUUUAAUUAACUGCUGAUGUUUGUAACUGUUCAUGUCUGUUGUGGUUCAGGCUGUGGCGGCACAUUUAGCUGAGUAACUGAAAGUUUCAGAGAAUCAGCAGCCUUUAACUCAUUAAUCCUGAAGAGGGAGUCUCUAAUUUGACCACACUGUGUGCCUCUAGUGUUUCUAAUUGGGGAAAAAAGCAAUUUUGCAACAAUAUUAUCUUAAAUGAUCAAAAAGUAGCACAAUGAGAAAAAUAACAGCUACUAAAUAUUUAGUUUUUUACUAAACCAAAAAGCUAAAGAUUAUUUUAUUUUUUAUUUCUGCUGAUUGAUCUGUUACCACAUACCAAAACGUUUCUUUAAGCAUUGGCAUUUGUAGUUAUUAAGAAACUUAAAAAAUGUGUUUGAAAUUUUCAUCCCAAAUUUCCUCGCUUUUAAAAAAAUCUCUUUUGUUAAAGCUAUUUAUUUAUUUAAGAGCAGAAAGUUGAUGUUUAAUGAUUGCUUGAAGCAGGUCUAUGUGUCUUUUGCACAGUGUUGAAAGUAUAUUUAUUAGUUUACUUGUCCAUGCCCUGUAACGAUCAAUGCCGAUGGACCGCCCUCAGCUACAGUGGUGCUUUUAGAAGCUCAGCUGGGGACAGCAUCUUUUUCUAAAGAUGUUUUCCAAUGUAAGCUGCUUCUAUUUCAUUCCAUUUAUAUUAUGUUGUUUUAAAAAGAGAAAAACACUUGUUGGAACUGGAUAGUUAAGUCAAAUUUCAUAAUCAGGGCCUUUUUGCUACAAGUACUGUUUGCACAUGUAAUGGUGCCAAGAACAUCAGGGUGUCAGAGUGAGUAAUACUCACUGACAUGAAACCCUAAAAUUUCACUAGUUUAAUAAAGUAUGAACGUUGUUUUGUUUGAUGACCUGAAGACAAGGGGCUGAUGAUUGAAAAUGUUUGGGCCUUUUGUGUAUGAUAGCGUGGUCAGCUGUAGCCCCAGUUAUGACCUCGGCACUCAGUAUGAUAAUCUCAUUCGGUCACAUAAUGCAAAUGUUGGUGGAAAAACUCUUAACAUAUUUUUUUACCUGUUAUCCAGCCAUGGGUGGGUUGCAUCUUCAAAGGUAUUUUUGUGAUCUUACAGAUGUCUGCUGUCUGCCGGGUUUGAUAAAAAAUGGGACAAAGUUAAAAUCUCUUAUAUUUCCACAGACUGUGCUGCUCCGCUCUGCUGUUCUACUUUGCUAGAUGUCUUUUAGCUAGCCUGUAGUACUAUACUGGCAGUGACCCGUGUACUGUAUAUCACAUACUUUAUUUGGAUGUUACCAAAAAAUGACUCAUGACCCAAUGCAUUAUUUCUCUCGUACACAAAAGCCACAUACUAUGCAGUUGGAAUGCACUACAUACUCAUAAGUAUGUUAUACUUAGUAGAAAUUUAUGUUAGUAUUCGAUUUCCAACACAGCCCCUGUAUUCAAACAGGGGAGGUACCAUUUUCAGUUAAAACUUUGAAAAUGCAGUAUGUAAUAAAGUUAGAUAAAAACAGGUAACCAUAGCUAAAAUUCCAGUCACAGAAACUGAUGUGUGGCAGAGUGUUUGGAAAUGAUGAUUUAAAUGUUUGUUUCACUAAAUAUUAGAUUUUUCUGUGAUGUAUGACCAAAUGAUGGAGAAACAAAAGGAGUGCUGAAGUCACAAAAGAGGCUCGACUAGUGACCAAUGAUGUGUGCAGAAACUGUAAAUCUAAAACCUCACCAUCAUCAUCUAAAUGUGUGCUGUGCUCAGGACUGGCAGCUGGAUGGCUGUAGAUUGGAUGCAGCGUUAUCGGGUGGUAGUUAAAAUCAGCCAUUUGUUAUUAGCACACCAGCUGAUGCUUCUGGCUUCCUCGCCCACGCUGCGUGACCUCGCUGCAGGAGCAGGUUCUGAUCAAGUUAGAGGUCAGAGAGCAGUCGCAUCCUCCUGCUCCUUCUCUUAGAAAGGAGAGACAAUGGAGGUGGUUUGACAGUUUUUGGAACCUUUUGUAGUGAUUCUUUAGAUCAUUGCAUGCACACAUAAAAAUCACAUGCACAAUGUGUGAACUUUCUGUUUCAGAUGUUCAUGCAACCAUCACUUCUCCCAUCACAUCCUCUACACACACACACACACACACACACACAUUCUGUUUAACCCUUCAGUCCUGCAGUAAAAUUGUAUUGGUGUCCUCAAGUUUACUGUACCUGGUUUUCUCCCCGGGAAUUCUUACUGUUGACGUUUCUGGAUGCAGGACACUGGCUGGCCACCUUAUUAAGAUACUGUUGGUCGUUGUCAGCUGAGUGAACCUGCCUUCUCACUUAACGGCUAGAUUAACAUUGGAAAUCGUUUUGCCUACAGGCAACUUCCUCUUGUUUUGAGCUUUUACCCUCCAGAUUUUAUUUGACUUAUUUCUCUCACGGUUGUUAAAGUAAAACACUUUGGAUUUCAUAAGCACAGACGCUUCCUUGAAUCUCAUACACGUCAGUUUCACCAACAGCUCUUAAGAAGGUGGCCAUAAGGUGUGAAACACAAAGACAUCCAUCCCUUUCAGUUAUUUUGAAGGGGGUGCGACCUAAAUAAUAUACUUUUGUGUAAUAAGUGUUUUAUGUUUUUGGGUUUUUUUUAUACAUUAUUUUUAUGUUUUUGCAAACCGAUAUUUGUAAGAAACAAAUCAUAACUUUUAAUCUUAAUUCAUGCUGGAAAAUGCACCAUUUUGUUGUACUUUUUAUUUUAAAAGUAAAUACAUUUUGAUCCUAUUUUGAAUCUGUGGUUUGGUGGAAUUCUUUCGUGUGUUUUGUUAGGACUUUUUCAUAUUAUAUUUUUUUACUCUAACAUUGCUUUCUGUCCAUGUUAACACAUUACCAGUAAAAAUUAAAGGUCACGAUGAGAAACUUUAAAUAGAUGUAAAAACAAUAUGUAUAUUUAAUGGAGUAAAGUUUGCUAAAAUUGAGAAAUUGUGUAAACUAAUGGUAGCAACAAAAUGUUUUAUUCUAUGUUCCUAAAAAUAUUUAACAAGAUGUUACUGAAUCAA